AGAGAGAGUGAGAACAGCAGCAGCAGCAGUAGUAGUAGUGGGGUUAAGGGGAAGUAAUAAAAGCAAUUAGAGAAAGAAGAAAAGAAAGAAGCAGAGUGUAGAGGAAGAAGAGCAAAUGGCCUCGUUACCGCUGGUACCUCAGCAGCACCCUAAUCCACCGGAAAAUCAUCUUAAUCUUCAACUUCUUCAGCAUCAGCAGAAUGCUCAUCGUGAUCAAGGAGCAGCAGCUGCCGUUAGGCCCGCCGUCGCCGGCGUACGACCGGAAACGGAUUCCGACAAGGAAAUGUCAGCUGCCGCUGUUGAGGGUAAUGGUGCUGUCACUGGUCACAUUAUUUCAACCACAAUUGGAGGCAAGAAUGGAGAACCAAAAAGGACCAUCAGUUACAUGGCAGAGCGAGUUGUCGGUACAGGAUCAUUUGGAAUAGUGUUUCAGGCAAAAUGCUUGGAAACUGGAGAGACCGUGGCCAUAAAGAAGGUUUUGCAGGAUAAACGGUAUAAAAAUCGUGAACUACAGCUGAUGCGCUUGAUGGAUCACCCAAAUGUCAUUUCUCUAAAGCACUGCUUCUUUUCCACGACAAGUAGAGACGAACUUUUCCUUAAUUUGGUCAUGGAUUAUGUCCCUGAAAGUUUAUACAAGGUUUUAAGGCACUAUAGCAAUUCAAACCAAAGGAUGCCACUCAUCUAUGUCAAACUUUAUAUGUAUCAGAUAUUCAGGGGGCUGGCUUACAUUCAUAAUGUUCCAAGAAUUUGCCAUAGAGAUGUGAAACCACAAAAUCUUUUGGUUGAUCCUCUGACCCAUCAAGUCAAGCUUUGUGACUUUGGAAGUGCAAAAGUCCUGGUGAACGGUGAAGCAAAUAUUUCAUACAUUUGCUCUCGCUACUACAGAGCUCCAGAACUCAUAUUUGGUGCCACAGAAUAUACAACAGCAAUUGAUAUUUGGUCAGCUGGAUGUGUUCUUGCUGAGCUUCUUCUGGGGCAGCCACUCUUUCCCGGCGAAAAUGCUGUAGACCAAAUUGUAGAGAUUAUCAAGGUCCUUGGUACUCCUACUCGAGAAGAAAUUCGAUGUAUGAACCCAAAUUACACGGAUUUCAGAUUCCCACAGAGAAAAGCUCAUCCUUGGCACAAGGUAUUCCACAAAAGAAUGCCCCCUGAAGCAAUUGAUCUUGCUUCACGGCUUCUCCAAUAUUCACCAAGUCUUCGCUGUACCGCGCUAGAAGCGUGUGCACAUCCAUUCUUUGAUGAGCUUCGUGAGCCCAAUGCCCGUCUCCCGAAUGGACGUCCAUUUCCACCUCUUUUCAACUUCAAACAGGAAUUAACUGGAGCUUCACCUGAUUUGGUAAGCAAGCUGAUCCCUGAGCAUGUUUGGAGGCAAACUGGUUUGAAUUUUCCCUAUCCCGGUGCGACGUAAUUGUCCUAAUGAAAUAUAAAGCUGGUGUAUCAAGGUAGAGGGAGGCUUUGUGGAUUUAGCUAACCUGGCAUUUUGGCUUAACCAGCAGCUAUGUACGCCUGUAAGUUGUAUGCGUAUAGUCGCUGCUUGGCUUGCAAGGAAUUGAUCCUGCUACUAUGUCAUCUUAAUAGCAGGCUUGUUGCCGCUUCUGUAUAUUGUUUUUGAUAAGAAAAUUUCAGAUAGGAGUAUAAAAUGAUAAAUAUUGUAAUGUCUAGUUAGGCAGAUUUCCUUGAGAAGACAAUAGGAUUUGUAGCUUUUAGUUGUGGCUAUUUAUAUUUACAUGCAAUUCCUUUUUGCUCUUUUUUCUA
This is a messenger RNA of Nicotiana tabacum (common tobacco), 1755 nucleotides long. Its product is annotated as shaggy-related protein kinase zeta. NCBI's taxonomy places the organism in Eukaryota, Viridiplantae, Streptophyta, Magnoliopsida, Solanales, Solanaceae. Gene Ontology annotation, molecular function: ATP binding; protein serine/threonine kinase activity. Gene Ontology annotation, cellular component: cytoplasm; nucleus. The record is from RefSeq and is a predicted model, not a curated record. Gene Ontology annotation, biological process: peptidyl-threonine phosphorylation; brassinosteroid mediated signaling pathway; cell differentiation.